AACCGACUAUCAAGGCUAAGAAGAAGAUGAAGAAGAUGAAGCGCCGGCAGGUACAAUUUUUUUUCUAUCACUGGCACAAUGAAACUAAAAGAAGGCUGGCUGUCAUUUCUCUGGCAGCUUCUUGUCCGCACCAUCGUACCUCCGGCUCAUCCCAUAUCCCAUUCCCAUCUCUUUGGAAAUACCAAAAAAAAGGUGCUCAAACGUUUGAGGCUCCGGAUGAUGAGGGCAGAUUCUCGGAAAGAAAACGAAAAAAAAUUUCCAAGUUGAAUUUUUUCCAGCGCCUUCGCGCCGGGCGACCUUAUUGGGCCACAUCUUGAGGCGUUAGCCGAUCGGCCACAAUUGGCCCCGUUUUCUAUGAUUAGCGUCGGCCUGCGAAUUUGACAUAGGCGCGAAGACAUCGGGCUCCACCUCCUUUCUGGGUGGAGCGUCGCUAGACAUUGUAGCGCAGCAUUUCUUCAGAAAUGCGCCACAGGGCGGGCUUUGCAGGCAAUAAAAUGGCCCGCCCACAGGUUUUCUGAUUUACUUUUUGCCACCCCCAAAAAAGCUCGGAAAAAUUACCCACUUUCAUACCCAUCGCAAAAAAUGCGUCAAACACGGGCGGAAAUUGAAGAGUUUGUCGGUCGCCGAAAAUUUUUUUGGAUUUUUUUUGGAAUUCCUUUGAAAUUUUUUUUUCGAAAAAUCGAUUUUUCACAUUUUGCAAAAUUCCCGCUUUAGCAUGAGUCGAACACGUGAUAGCGUGCGGAUUGGGGACAGUCGUUGUCGAAAACGCACGGAGCGCGCGACUUUCAAGGAUUUCGCAUGUGGUUGCUUGUGUUUUCUUCCAGGCCUGAAGCACGAGAAGCCCGCUAGUCACAUUCAAGCCAUACUGUUGCUCGUGUGUGAGGCUUGCGCGCAAUUUCUUUUCGGCCCGCCCCCAAACUUUUGUCCUGCGUUGAAAAUAUUUCGGUUUUCUUUCAAGCCCAAUCAUAAUCGGGGUCCCGGAACUUCAAAAACGUGAAGCAAUGCCUGGAGUCAGCGUCGCCAUCUCACUUGUGUUGCUGCUCGUCAGCGUUAACCAGGAAUUUUACGAAAAUUUGUUUUCCGAGCUCUGAUUUCUGGGUUUUUCCGAUAUGAUGUUUUCAAGGUUUCCACAAACGCGAUUUACGUUGUUUUCGAGUAUUUUUCCACAGCAUGAGUGGUAAGAUAAAGAUUAACAUUAACUUACAGCUUGGACGGCCGUUAGAAAUAAGGAAGGUUAUUUUGCGGAGAUUUUGCGCGGUUGCUAGAAUUUCGCCAGCGCUGCGGGGAAAAAGUACGAGACUCCUUCCGGGCUCAGAAUUUUCAUGGCAGUGUGGUUCCUUCCUGUGGCCCCUUCUUGUGGCGCCUGCUUAAUUGCGUCUGCCUCCGCUAGCAAUGUGGGAGGGUCCGUCUUGUGGCCGAAGGCAGAGACUUUGCCACUAGACCUAAAAAGAAAACGCGAAGAAGUGGCUUUUGACUUUGUGGACUAUUCAGGAAAAUCUGUCCGGUUAUUUUAUGAAAAGCGGCUUUUUUGUGAGCUGGUUAUUUUACAGAAAUGUGGACUGUGCCGCCGUGAUUAGAUUUUUGCUCGGGCGUUUGUUCGUAAAAUAACCAGCCGCAGUCUUGUAAAAUAACCCGUAAAAUAACCAAACGCGCAGUCAGCUCCAUUCCCGCCCUUCUCAAACAGCGCAAUCGCGAUGGUAUCGCGCGACAGAAAAACCGACAAUAUGGCGCGUUUUCAACUCUAGCCCGAUGGUGUGCUGGGUUUCCUGCAUAGUUUGCGCGUGCAGGCUCUAAAAGAUUAGCGACGCAGGUAGCUUGGCUCGGUCAUUAGUCAAGGCAUGAGCAGGAUGUCUGGAAAAAUAGGCGCUGAUGGUUGAUGGCGUAAAAUCUCCGCAAAAUAACCAGUGCGAAUUCUAAUGGGUGUCCAAGCUCUAAACAUUAACAUGAGCACGAGCAUCGUUUAUUUUCUUCCACUUCCACAGCAUUAGCAUCACAUACACAUUGUGAAUUUCAACUUUCAUCAAGAAUUUUGUAUCGUUAUCUCGUCGGCAUUCUUCUUGCACUCGGAGGUAUUUUGUAGUCUGCACACAUAAAGAAUCUCGUCACGGACCAGCAGCAGUGGCUUGAAGAGUCGGGACUGCAGCUGCAUUGUACUUCGUCUGUAUGUCAUUCUGAUUAAUUUCCACUUUGAAAACUUCAACAUCUAGUGUUAUCUAAGAAUCUUAUUUCCUUUCACAGCGGUCUCUGACCAUCUUCUUUGUUCCAGCUUCUUCCAGGUACAUUUACAUUUGUUUUACCUCAUUUUCUGUUUUUGCAUAUGGUUUACUUCUCUCCCAUCUGGGAGAGCGUUUAGCAUUGUAUUAUCAAAAAUCUUGUGAUAAAAAUCUUGCUUCGGCCACUUCCGCAAUCCCUCUCGAUGUACGAUAUAGUGUUGGUAUUUAUUGAUGAAAGUCCAAGAUUCUUGUAUUCCGUCUAUUUGAAAUUGAAAGACUGUUGCAGCUAACGAACCCUGCCUAGGUCGUGUUUUUCUGGUACAUUACUUGAGUCAGAAAAUUUCUCAUCCUGUCUUGUAUUU
Messenger RNA from Amoebophrya sp. A120, 2575 nucleotides. NCBI's taxonomy places the organism in Eukaryota, Dinophyceae, Syndiniales, Amoebophryaceae. The record is from the annotation of a GenBank genome assembly.